GGAUUGAGUCACAUACAGAAAGGGCGAGCACGACCGGUUUCAUCUCGGACUUCGCAGAGAAGAAGAAUCUAAACAAGUAGGGCAUCUGAAUUCCUCAUAUUUUCUUUCUUCGAUUGCUCCUUCACCAUUACUGGAGAAGAUGGGAGAGGAGGGAAAGAAAAAGAGGGUGGUUGUAGAAUCGCUGGGAUGGCUGACGGAGUCUUCGAUCAUGCCGAAAAAGCACAAGGCCAUAGCUGGUGUCGGCGCAUCUUCAAUCAUGGAGCUCAAGGCUCACCUCUACAAGUCUCAAGAAGAGUCCAAGAAAUCCAAGGAAUUGGCUGGCCCCGACGUCGAGUUCCACCGUGCAAAGAAGAAGAUUACUCCCAAAGACCUUCUCUCCUCCCACAAUUCCGGCGUCGAGGCCCGCGCUCUCAAGGAUAAACUUGAGCUUAAAGCUAUUAAGGAUGGAUCAGUAAGCUAUGCUGCACUAGAGAAGAAGGCUGCGAUAUAUGACAAGCUAGUGAAAGGGGAACUCUCAGAUGAGGAAGAUCAGGAGAAGUAUUGUGUGGAUUUUUUCCGCAAGAAUCUUGAGCAGGACGAAUCACAGCUACCACAACACCAUGAUGCUUCUGCACCCGGAGAAACGGACACUCCAGAAGACGAGACCGAGCCAUCGUUCUUGUUUAACUCAAAGACAACAGGACUUGGGAGGACGUCUGGAAUAGUGGACAACAACGAGCAUAAGCGCUUUGUGAGGGAGGUUCAUGAAGAAGUAAAUCAAGCAAGAGAGAAGGCAUCCGAGCUGAAAUUGCGUAGACACGAGCAGGCCGCAGCACGUCGUGAGAAAUUGAAACUGGCAUAUCUCCGUAAACAAAUCGAGAAGUUGAAGGCUUCAUCAAAUUCAGGACAAACGUAACAGAGGAAGAGAAGUAUAGAGUGCUUUAGUACCAAUUUACCUCUGAAGCAGCGAGACAUUGCUUCCAUUGACAGCAAAUGGACAGACCUUCGUCUCCAUCAAGCCUUUCUAUUCCCAAACCUUCUUAAUUUUCACCUUGCAUCUUAAAUUGGACAUGUCAUGGAACUAGAUAACUUUGUGCUCCACUGUAUAUAAAAUCAAUGUCAGGAAACAAAAAAAUUGUGGCUAUUGCUGAAAAA
Messenger RNA from Cucurbita moschata (crookneck pumpkin), 1134 nucleotides. RefSeq lists its product as uncharacterized. Gene Ontology annotation, cellular component: nucleus. Bases 140 to 895 code for a protein of 251 amino acids. The transcript has 3 exons. The record is from RefSeq and is a predicted model, not a curated record. Lineage: Eukaryota; Viridiplantae; Streptophyta; Magnoliopsida; Cucurbitales; Cucurbitaceae.